This is a messenger RNA of Adineta steineri, 3696 nucleotides long. NCBI's taxonomy places the organism in Eukaryota, Metazoa, Rotifera, Eurotatoria, Adinetida, Adinetidae. The record is from the annotation of a GenBank genome assembly.
AUGAGAGAAAGAAGAGCCAACGAUGAAUUUCGUUUGUUGGACAAUAGACGACGAGCAAAAUCUCAUAAAGCUGAACGACAAAAUAAUGAAUUUAAAACUCAAGAAAAUGAAAGAAGAGCAGAAGCUCUUAAAAUUUCACGAGAAAAUGAUGGGUUUAAAACAGAAGAUAAUAAAAGAAGAGCAGAAGCUCAUAAAAUCGAACGACAAAGCGAUGAGUUUAAAACACAAGAUAAUAAAAGAAGAGCAGAAGCUCAUAAAAUCGAACGACAAAGCGAUGAGUUUAAAACACAAGAUAAUAAAAGAAGAGCAGAAGCUCAUAAAAUUGAACGACAAAAUGAUGAAUUCAAAGAAGAAGAGAGAAGAAGAAAUGCACUAAGAAUGUACAACAGUAGAGAUAAAUAUAAAAAUAAUUUUGAUGCUAUGAAAUCAAAUUAUGAAUCAGAUAUAAAAGAAGGGCCUACUCAUAUUUGUAGUUGCUGUGGUGGUUUAUGGUUUGCGUAUUCUAUCAGAGAAUAUACAGUUGAGAUGUUAGCAAAGAAAGGAUUAAAAAAGGAAUUCAUCGACACAGUUUGUUAUCUAAAACAUGAAAUUAUCGAAUUAUGUGCUACUUGUCGAAAGGACAUCAUGUCGAAUAAAAUACCUAAUCUCGCUCUAUCUAAUGGUUUAGCAUUCUAUGAAAUACCGGAUUGCUUGAAAAUCUUGAUUGAAUCAGAAGAAAGAUUGAUAUCGCCAAGAAUUCCUUUUAUGGUAAUUCGAACCUUAGGCUUUUCUAAACAAUUUGGUCUCAAAGGUAAUUUAGUUAAUGUUCCCAUGAAUGUUGACACGAAUGUUUCAAUAUUACCUAGAAGUUUUAGUGAUACUUACACGAUUCAAUUGAAACUAAUGAGACAAAUGAAAAAUAAAAAUGCUUUUAUGUAUGAAACCAUUCGACCAAAAGUCGUACACACAGCUGUUAAAUAUCUUGUUCAACAAGAACUUUAUAAAGAUGAAGGUAUUGUUAUAUCUAAUGAUUGGAUUAAAGAGUAUCCAAAUGAAAAAGAAAAUUUCAUAGUCAAAAACGAUGAUAAAAAGUUUAAUGAAACUGAAAAUACGGGAGAAGACUCUGAUCAUGAUGAUAAUUGGAAUGAAAGUGACGAUAAACCAAUUAAUCCAGUAGUUACUGAAACGUUGUUGAAUGAUGAGAUCGAGGAUCAAAAUGACAUUGGUAUUAAAUUUGCUCCAGGAGAGAAUAACAGACCGAUAUCUAUUCUAAUGGAUUUGAAAGUCGAUGAGCUAACAUUUCCAAAAAUCUAUUGUGGAAAACAACGGAAAAUUAAAGAAAAUGUCAAACUAACGUAUGCUAAAAUUGCUAAAUCAGAAUUAAGAAUGUUUGAUAGAAGAUGUGGUAGAGUGUCAAAACUCUUUUUUACAUAUAAGAAACUACAAACGAGAAAAUUCGUUGAUGCUAUUUCGAUAAAUUUAAGAAAAACAAAAAAUACGAAAAACGUAACUGUUACACAAAUGCUUAAUCGAGAUUAUGUGAAUGGAUUAGUGCAUAAUGAUAAUGCUUUUGCAUUCUUAAGAUUUGAUCGAUCUUCACCAGCAUUCUGGGAACUAAAAAAGAAAGAACUUAUGGCCAUGAAUAGGCAAUUAGAAUGUGCAACAAUAUUUUUAACAUUAUCAGCUGCUGAAACACAGUGGUCAGAACUUCUUGUCAUAUUGACUAAAGUGUUAGAAAAUAAAGUAAUAACAUUAGAAGAAGCACAAAAUUUGAGCUAUGAGAAGAGAUGCGAAUUGAUAAGACAAGAUUCGGUAACAUGUGUUCGCUAUUUUGAACAUAAAUUAAAAUGUUUAUGGGAAAUAUUAUCAGCUCCUUGUGGUCCAUUUCAAGGAUAUGAAUUAGUAGACAAAUAUGUCAGAACUGAAUUUCAAGUUCGUGGUUCACCACAUGUUCAUGCUUUAUUGUGGUUAAAGAAUGCUCCAAAAUAUGACAAAAAUAAUCCUGAAUCGAUUGAAAAAUGUGUAGAAUUUAUUGAUAAAUUGAUUUCGGUUAGUUCUCAGCCAACGGAAUUUUCUGAAGUACUUAUCAGUUUACAACGUCAUAAGCACUCACAUACUUGUAAACAACAUGUAAACGGUUGUAUAAUAUGUCGUUUUGGUAUUCCAUAUUUUCCGAUGAGUAAAACGAUGAUAUUAGAACCAUUUAGUGAUGAUGAAAAGCUCUCUAAAAAAGAACGUGACGAGAUAAGUAAGAGUAGACAGAAUGUAAAGGAAGAACUUGACAGAAUAUCAAAAGAUAAAGAUACUUCAUUAACUUUUGAAGAAUUUUUGAAAAAAAUUAAUAUGAAUGAAGAACAGUAUAUUAAAAUGAUUCGAGCUGGAUUAAAAAAGGCGCAAGUAUUCUUAAAACGUGCUCCAAAUGAGACCCGAAUCAAUGCAUACAAUCCAAUGAUAAUGUCAUUGCAUAGAGCAAAUAUGGACAUUCAAUAUAUUCUUGAUCCUUAUGCAUGCUUAAAGUACUGUGUUGAAUACAUCAACAAAUCUGAAAAUGGAAUGUCCAAGCUUCUAAGGGAAGCAUUGAACGAGCUAAAAAAAGGCAAUCACACAGUCAAAGAACGUCUUAGAGUUAUUGCAAAUAAGUUUUUGAAUUCAAGUGAAAUUUCAGCACAAGAAGCUGUUUAUCAUAUUUUAAGUAUUCCACUUUCCGUCAGUAGCAGGAGUACUGUAUUUAUUAAUACAAAUAGACCCGAAAAUAGAAUUUCUAUGCUAAAAUCAGAUGAAAUUCUGCAGAAACUAGAGCCUGAUUCAAAAGAUGUUUUUGUUGAAGGUUUAAUUGACAUGUACAUUAAUAGACCAGACGAAAUGAAAGAUGUUUGUCUGGCUGAUUUUGCUUCCUUGUAUAAUGUGUCAAAGAGAAAAGUAGAUAAUGCUCCAAUUGCGGAAAAUUCUGAUGAUGAAGAUGUUACUGAAAAUGAAAAUAAUGAAAAAAUUACUGCUUUCAAGAUGAAAAAUGGAAAAGGUUGGAUCAAAAAAAAAACAAAGAAAAAAAUAAUAAGAUACAGAUACUUUAAGUUACACCAAGAUCCUGAAAACUACUACAGAGAGCAGUUGAUGCUAUUUCUACCAUGGAGUAAUGAAGAAGAAGAUCUUCUUUCUAUAAACCAUGAAGAGACAUUUGAAUUACAUAAAGAUUUAAUUCAAGAGAAAAGAUCUGAAUAUGUUCAUCGUGAAGCCAAUGAAUUUGAGAAAGCUUUUGAAGAGCAUAUGGAAAGAGAAGAUGAGAAUGAUAUUGAGGAUACAAAUAUUGAAUAUGAUCAAGAUAAGAAUGAAUUCCUCAUUUAUGAAAUAGGAAACAAUGAAGGCGAUAUCUUUGUUGAAAUGGGACUAAAGACCCAAACUGAAAAAGUUGAGAAUUUUAAUGUUCCCAAAGUAAUACCAGAUACUGAAUAUCAGCAAAUGAUGAGAAGUCUCAAUAAUAAUCAAAGAAGAUAUACUUUGAAUGUGAUGAAAUUGAUAAAAAAUGGAGAUAAGCAAUUUUUCCAUUUUAUUAAUGGCGGCGCAGGCGUUGGUAAAAGUACUUUGAUCAAAGCAAUAUAUCAGUCGAUACUGAGAUUUUAUAAUUCUCUUCCUGGAUGUAAUCCAGAAACUAUUCGUACUGCACUCUGUGCGCCAACUGGUAAAGCUGCAGCACUAAUUGAUGGAAUGACGUUGCAUUAA